AUGCCUGAAAAUAAUGAUGGUGCCAAAGUCUGCGCAGAAAAACAUGGGGAUAAUUGUAAUGAUGGGUCAGCUGGUUGCAUAAAUAAUGAGAUCAACAAUGGUGCUGAAGGAGAUGGGAUAGACAUAAACAUGUGUAUGAUGCGUCUGCAAGGAUGUGUAACUCGUAGUAGGCGAAGAGCCAGUGUCGUCUUGCUGCGUUUGUAUCAUCAUGGUUCGGGAAAUUCCUCCUUUGUGACUUUUCCCAAGAUUGUCUGCAUGCACAGGGGUAGACAAUGCCCUGCUCCUUCUAGCAGUGCUGCCUCAUACUCAUCCUUUUCUCGGAACAUCCAACAUAGCUGCCGGCACUGCCCUGCACCUUCCAGCAAUGCUGCCUCCUACUCAUUCUCUUCUCAGAACAUGCGACAUAGCUGCCGGCGCUGCCUUGCAUCUUCCAGCGUGCUGCCUUCUACUUCUCCUCUUCUCGGAACAUCCAACAUAGCUGCCGGCACUGCCCUGCACCUUCCAGCAGUGCUGGCUCCUACUCAUUCUCUUCUCAAAACAUGCAACAUAGCUGCCGGCGCUGCCUUCUACUUCUCCUCUUCUCGGAACAUCCAACAUAGCUGCCGGCACUGCCCUGCACCUUCCGGCAGUGCUGCCUCCUACUCAUCCUCUUCUCAGAACAUGCGACAUAGCUGCCGGCGCUGCCCUGCACCUUCCAGCAGUGCUGCCUCCUACUCAUCCUCUUCUCAGAACAUGCGACAUAGCUGCCAGCGCUGCCUUGCAUCUUCCAGCGUGUUGCCUCCUUUUAUUUCGCAGGAUGUAGUAAUCUCCGGCAUGUGUAACCUUGUUUUUGCGAUGGCUGUGUACUUUUCAGAUAAUCUAACGACUAUGUCAUUAUGA
Molecule: messenger RNA, 879 nt
Organism: Prunus armeniaca (apricot)
Lineage: Eukaryota; Viridiplantae; Streptophyta; Magnoliopsida; Rosales; Rosaceae
Source: the annotation of a GenBank genome assembly